Erigeron canadensis is the source of this 598-nucleotide messenger RNA. RefSeq names its product protein NUCLEAR FUSION DEFECTIVE 6, mitochondrial-like. The transcript is spliced from 3 exons. The record is from RefSeq and is a predicted model, not a curated record. Lineage: Eukaryota; Viridiplantae; Streptophyta; Magnoliopsida; Asterales; Asteraceae. Gene Ontology annotation, cellular component: mitochondrion. Bases 130 to 405 code for a protein of 91 amino acids.
AUACAUAUGAUGCGAAUAUAGAGAUAGAUAUUUGUCAUCCGGUCUAUAAUCUUGUCAUCUGAUCAAAUAUUUUCCUUUGUUUUCGAUAUCAAUAUCAAUCGAGGCCAAAAUUAGCAGCAAAUAACAUAUAUGGUGACAGCCGGGGUAGCUAGGUCGGUCCUCCGUUCCGCCGCCAGAUCAUCAUCUAGAAUCGCCGGCGCUGGGGCACGUUCUCCAUUCCGUAUCCCCCCUACUCAAAGGCCAUCCCUGUCUCAUCGUCGCUUCAUUUUCUUCAGGUCACCUGUUGAGCUGAGUUGUGCUGUGGAGUCACUGUUUCCAUUUCACACGGCUACUUCUGCUGCAUUGAUGACUUCAAUGCUUUCAAUUGCUCCUUAUAGCUGUGGAUGGACGAUUGAUGAUUCUUAGCUAAAGGGUUGCUCUUUGAGAUCCAUGUAGGCUAAUUUUCCGUUUUUUUUCUUAAUUUGUUAUUCUACCCGAUGUCUGUUCAGUAGUUUUCUGUUAAGAUUUUGUAUUGCUGUUUGGGUCAUACGAGACCAAAGAUGUGGGGUAGUCCUAAUGAUAUUAAUUUUGUAUUAUUCGGGUAUUCAUUCUUCCCUGA